Syngnathus acus (greater pipefish) is the source of this 8505-nucleotide messenger RNA. Its product is annotated as peripheral-type benzodiazepine receptor-associated protein 1-like. Lineage: Eukaryota; Metazoa; Chordata; Actinopteri; Syngnathiformes; Syngnathidae. The coding region runs from base 258 to 6740 and encodes 2160 amino acids. Gene Ontology annotation, biological process: neuromuscular synaptic transmission. Gene Ontology annotation, molecular function: protein binding. The record is from RefSeq and is a predicted model, not a curated record. The transcript has 34 exons.
AAACGACGGAGGGUACCUGAAGGCAGCACUGCCCCUGGACGGUCCAGUCGGUUGACAUGUUCCUUACGGAUAAACAAAUGCAUGGUUCCAAGGAUCUUUUGGAGCGAACUGUGUCACUUGUGCACAUAGUUUGAAUGUCGACGAAUUUCUCCAAAGCCAAGUAACGUAUCCGCUAUGAGUGUCGUGCUGUGACAACUGCAUGCUGCAUGUCUCACAUAAAGUGUCCAUCACCCACCUCUUUAAAGAUAUGCCUAUGAAUGCUGUGCCGUGACAUAAUGAGAAAAGGCGGCGAUAACCCUCUGCUAUUAUCAUCCAAGAAACCUUACCACGGCCAGACAAACUAUGGACCGCAGCUAGAAACUGCACAUGCUGUCUUGGAAGUGGAGGAUGAAGAGAUAAGGCACCUACAGGAGGUGACUUCCAGACGUGCAUGGCGAAAAAGUAAGAUUGAGGCCAAGAGCUCCGCACGCAAAACGCGAUUGAAUCUGGAGCAGCUGCUGCUGAUGCUGUCUGGGAAGAUAAAUAGUGAGCAGGGAGUCUAUAAAUUGCAUAGGCAGGAAUUGGAGCUGGAAAAAGCCAUCAUCCUCUGCCACCUGCUGGAAACCCACCAAGAUUUUAUACACAAAAGACACAUUGCAAGACAAUUAACCCAAGAUGGUGGGAGCUUCCAUGUAAAUCAAUCUAGGACCUCCAAAAUUGACCCUUGUUUAUCCAAGAAGAACAGCAAACUGGACCACCCGGUACAGCGGGAAGCAAGCAGUGACUUGUGUUUAGAUGACACCACCAGUGGAGCAGUGGACACCUGUUGGAGCAGUGCUCUAAAAAUUCAGCACCCUCCAAACACUCCUUGUGCACAUUGCAACGACCAGGCCCCCGACUACACACAGUCAACUGGUGCAAAUGAGUCCCCUCCCUCCAAAUGCAUGGACAGAAACAUGGAGAAUGGUGCAGACUACCGCUUUCUGGUACGUCAGAACUUUGAACUAUUGCGAGCGUUGGACGAACUUAAGAAGACAUGCAGCAUACUGAGGGAGGAAAAUUGCCUGUUGCGGAAGAGCAGUGCUCCAGAAACGGAGGAGAAGGUCCGACGCUUGAGGAGGAAGAACACGGAACUGGCAGUGCUUGCCAAAAGACUGGAGGAGAGGGCGCGCAAAUUGCAGGAGGCUAACCUCAAAAUGGUGAGCGCUCCAGCGCUGAUAAGGCCCGGAUCAGUGGAACAUUACAAGAGGGCAUUUGCACGACAGCGAGCACGUGACCUGGCCCAGCACGCCGACGCACUCUUGUGCAAGGAGAAGGAGAUUGCCGCGCUGCAGCAGAACUUCAGGGAACUGGAAGCACAACUUGGCACUGCUAACGGUUCUCCCGUCCCAUCAGUCAGAGUGGAAUUUGAGAAACUGCUCAGGGAGUCUCAGAGAGAAGUUCUCCGGCUUCAAAGGCAACUGGCCGUCACCUCAACCACCCAGCACCAAAACCAAAAUCCCGAUCCUGGUGGCCCAGAGAAGUGUGAGACACCUGCUCAGAUGGUGGAUGAGGAAGGGAAGGUUGUAGGAGAGACCCCGCCGCGUGUGCCGUUAGAUGAAUCUCCAUCUAGGUGUGAGAAGACUCCCGGAGAGGAGGAGGAGGAGUCGGGGCUGCCAGUGACGCCCCCGCACCCGGGCCUCAGCCCGACUCCCCCCCAGGAGGAGAAAAAUUCCCAGAAGCAUCUUCACUAUCUAGAGAGCGAGCUGACAAAGAAGAGAAAAGAAUGUGAAAAUCUUGAGCAUGAAGCAAAGAAGCGGCAGAAGAAAUGCCUGGAUUUGGAGAGCCAGCUUGAGGAUGAGCAGGGCAAAAAUGAGAAGCUAGAGGAGGAGGCACAUCUCCUCAGGAGGAAGGCGCAGCUGCUCGACCAGACUCGAGUUGACAAUGACGAUUUGAAGGAAGAACUCUCCAAAGUGAGCGCUCAACACAAUUCAGUUCUCGAGGAGAACCAGAGACUCUGUGCCAAACUGGAGAACCUAGAGCAGGUCCUAAAGCAUAUGCGAGAGGUCGCUGAGCGAAGGCAGCAGUUGGAAUUGGAACAUGAGCAGGCUCUGGCUAUCCUUAAGUUCAAGCAGGAUGAAAUCAAACGCUUACAGCGAGCUCAGUUAUUUGCCAAGAGGGAGCAUGAAGGAGUGGUCCAGAUGUUGGAGGAGUUGGUUGAGCUGGUGUUGCGGAGGGAGCUGUCAAAGGUGCGAGAUCUGGAGGAGAAGUGUCGCAGCCAGAGUGAACAGUUUGGCUUGUUGUCCCGAGAGUUGGAGAAGUUUCGACUGCAGGCCUCAAAGUCGGACCUGGCCGGCGCCGCCCUUCUCAACCACCCCGGCCUCUCUGUUCUGACAAAUGGAGUGGGCCUUUCUACAGAUCGAGACUGCACAGAUGGCUCAUGGGAUAUGGAGUCUCUGAGCGAAAUAGCCUUCUGGAGUCUCGAGGGAGGUGACACUCCCUCCUGCCCCGAGGGUAACGAUGUGGCUGCGGCACUUCGCAGCAUGGGGAGCACCCCGCACGCCGCCGGGCUGUCCAGAGCGGAACGCUCGCCGCUCACCAAGCAUCGAGAGCUUCCCACCAUCAGUGUCAGCAAGUCGGCCAACUCCUCCAGCAAGUCUGAGACUGCAAACCUCACCCCGAAGUCUGAGGGCCACCUUAGUCCGCACAAAUCGAGCCCAACACACGAGGUCGACACAGCCAGUGAGGUGGAGGAGCUGGAUGUGGACCUGGCCCCUGCACCUUACGCUGCCAGCAGAGGCGCAUCAAAGCUGCAGGUUUUUAUUGCACGAUACAGCUAUAAUCCUUACGAUGGGCCCAAUGACAACCCCGAAAUGGAGCUACCACUCACUGCAGGAGAAUACAUCUAUGUGUACGGAGGCAUGGAUGAUGACGGCUUCUAUGAAGGCGAGUUGGUAGACGGAAGGAGAGGGCUGGUCCCCUCCAAUUUCGUGGAACCCGUGUCAGAUGACGACGUCAUGGGUACGGAUCCGCCAGAGACUAUUGAGCUAAGCCACAACAGCAGUUUGCACAGUGCCAGCCACCAGCAUCACCUCCACGCAAGUGUCCGCGCCUCCGAUAGAAGCGAGCUCUCUUCCGUCUGCGGCCCCGCCUCCGCCUCUUCCAAUUCGGCCUUGGCUGUCUCAGCCCCCCUCACCAAUGGCCUGGACUUGGAUUUGGAGGAGGUGGGAGCGGACACUGUGCCUUACCCACGUAAGCUCACCCUCAUCAAGCAGCUCGCCAAGAGCAUCAUCAUCAGCUGGGACCCUCCGUCGGUGCCGGCCGGGUGGGGCAACGUGUGGAGUUACAACGUCUACGUGGACCAGGAGCUCCGGCUCAACGUGCCCUUCGGCGCCCAGACCAAGGCGGUGCUGGAGAGACUGGACAUCAACCUCAAGGCUUACCGCGUGUCCGUGCAAAGCCUGACGGAAAAGGGACUUUCGGACCAGCUGCGCUGCAGCAUGCUCAUCGGCAGGGACGUUUGCGUGGCCCCGACGCAGCUGCGCGUGGACCGGCUCACGGCUACGUCCGCCAACCUGUCGUGGCUUCCCAGCAACAGCAACUACGUGCACAUUGUGUUCUUGAAUGAGGAGGAGUGCGAGCUGGUCAAGGCUGGCUGCUAUUCGCUGUGCCUCAAUAACCUCUUACCCAGCCUGCGGUACAGCGUCAAAGUGGAGGCGCGGCCGCACCGCACGCCUUGGGAGUUACCCGUGGAGCGACGUCAACGCACAAGUGCCACCAUCAACUUCAGCACGCUAAUGGCAGUUUCAUGCCCGCAGUCUGGGAACGCAGGCCCCCCUGACGCUCCAUUAGAUGUACAGUUGGAGCACGGUCCUUCACCAGGUAUCGCUCUCAUCAGCUGGCUGCCCGUCACCAUUGAUUGUGCCGGGACCUCCAACGGAGUCCGUGUCACUGGAUACACCAUAUAUGCAGAUAAGAAGAAGGUGCUGGAGGUGUCUUCUCCAACAGCCGGCAGCGCUCUGCUGGGACCCUCCCAGAUCCAGUCCCUACAGGCAGCUCAGGAGCUCACUGUUCGCACCAUGUCAGCACACGGGGAAUCUUGUGACUCUUUCCCAGUCAACGUGCCGUCCAAAAUGGCCGCCAUUAUGGCCGGUUCGCUCGCGAGCGCCCCGGUGGCGCCGCCCCACGCCUGCGAGCCCGUCGGAACCACAAACCUGCCCCCGUUAUUGUCUUUGGGAAAGUCCGCUGCCAAUGCCUCCCCAGUCUGCCCGUCACCUCCGAACAGAGACAUUUCUAGCCUCACAGCGGAGGCCGCUGCCAACUCUCCCCAAGUCCCACACUCACCAGCCUCAUUUGUAAAGGCCUGGGCCGACCCCACGUCCGCACCCGAGGCCACGUCGCCCGUUACGUCGCUCGUCACCCCAGUGCAGAUGACGUGCCCUGCUUGGUCGGCUCCCCAAGCGCCUCCUGUAAUGGCGGUCGCACAAACACCAGAGGCGCCACCGCCGGCGGCGACCACGUCGGAUCAACGCAGAGAUGCCGAUAGCCCCGGAACGAUACGUCCCUUCCCAUCCAUUACAGAUUUCAUCGAAGAUCCCUGUGCCAAACUGGAAGCGCCGGAGCGCGUCCCCACACCGCCCGAAGCCCCAAUCACAGACCUCCUUAACCCUUCGGACACUUUAAUCCUUCGACCCCCGAGUACUUCACCGCUGGACUCUGAGGUUGAGGAGGAACAAGAGAACAAACGCUUAGUGUCAAUUGAGGAGUUUUUGAGACAAGACAAGGACCCAGCGUACACAAAGGGACAACAGAGCUUUGGCACAGAGCCACCCAAUGACUACCUGGCUGACAAUAGCCGCUCAGACCUGUCUGACAUCCUAGAAGAGGAAGAAGAAGUUUACUCCGACCACCUGGCGGAAGCGCCCAACAGGGGAUACACAAUUACAGCUGGCAGAGUAACCAAAUCGGAGCCUUCAGACAGUGAUGAAGAUGUUCUUGAGAGGAUCCUUAAGUUGCCCCUUCAGCCGUACCACGACAAGCAGCUGUUUAAUAUUCCCGAGGUGACAGAGGAAGAAGACGGCCCUUCACGUCAUCACAUACAGAUUCAACAGAGGCCCGGCCACCUUCAACCCAGAGGCUUCCUUCGUCAGUAUCACCACCAUCCACAGCAGCACCACUUCAACGUGGAUCCCGGAUCCCUCACUAAAGAGCCUUUAACGAAGCAAGUCAAACCCAAGACGCAGCACAGAGUUCACUAUUCGGAUGCAGCCGACGCUGUCGGUUAUGCCGAAGAAAAAGAAGUGCGUGGAUGUGAAGGUCCGGCCACCAGGCGAGGUCCCGUCCGCUGUCCUGCCCCCAACAAAGACAGAGUACUACUUCGAGGGUUAGGGGACCGCCUUAGGAGGGAGGCCAUGCUCCGGAGUCAGAAGGCUGCAACGGCGGCAGCGUCUAACUCGGGCCAUGACCCUACCCCGCCGCCAAGAACCUACCCAGUAAGCAAAACAGUACGCACCGUCAAAUCACCAAUUGGGCGUCGGAUGGAGAUUGACGUGGACUAUGGGACGGAUGACAAUGAGGAAGCAGAUGCCACAGGGGAAGUGGUGCUAGAACAGAUGAGCUCAGAGUGGUGGAUCGAAAGCGCUCCAGUGGAGCACAGAGGACCUUCCUACCGCCAAGGAAGAAAGACCUUGGAGCCCAGUCAACUAACAAGAUUGGAGGCGGGUCCAUCAUGGGGGCCGGACUCCAAAUCAGUGGCUUUGCAAAGCCAGCAGCCGAAAGGUUCUUUUGACUCAGCCAAGAAAAAAGGAGAUCCCAGCCAAUUGCGCAUCUUUGUGGCCCUCUUCCCUUAUGAGCCUGCCACCAUGUCACCUAACCCGGACGCCGCUGAGGAAGAGCUGCCUUUUCGAGAAGGACAGAUUAUCACAGUUUACGGUGAUAAAGAUUCAGACGGGUUCUACCGAGGAGAGUCCGCUGGUCGUUCGGGCUACGUGCCUUGCAACAUGGUGUCCGAGAUCCAGGUGGAGGAUGAAGAAACCCGGCAGCAGCUUCUGCAGCAGGGCUUCUUAUCAACCCCAGCGCCCGUAGAGAAGAUAGGCACUCGCACACAUGCACAGCUCCCACGUCGCCCUGUUCCACCGGCCAAACCGAGACGAUCCAAGAAAGUGGAGUCUGCAACACUCUGGGAGGAGAGUGUAGACUCCUCCAGUCAAGAUGCAAGGAGCCAGGCAGCUGCUGCACCAGCAGCAAACUCCGCCCCAGGAUCUCGCCGGAUGGUGGCCAUCUUUGAUUACGAUCCGCGGGAGAGCUCACCCAACACCGAUAUCGAGGCCGAGUUGACCUUCAGCGCUGGAGACAUCAUCCAUGUGAUUGGGGAUAUGGAUGAAGAUGGCUUCUUCUAUGGUGACUUGAAUGGACAACGUGGCUUGGUGCCGUCCAAUUUCCUGCAAGCUUUAGCAGAAGAUGCUGCAGCCGAGCAUGCCUCCGCUCAGCCUGCACCAGAACACAAGAAAGAAUCACAGGGAAGCUCCUCUAUAGAUCAACAAGAUCCCAGGCCCUCAACAAACCACGAUACUUUCAUCCCUCAAGAAGAACCUCCAUGCCCCCAGCCAACAGAAGACUCAGAACCACUGGCCGUAAGCAGCACAUUAGAACCGGACCCCGCCUCUCCUCCAGCCCCUCACCCAGCGCUGGCCGAUUGCUCUGCAGCAGGCAAAAAGAAGAAAGGCUUCUUCUCCAAAGGCAAGAAACUGUUCAAAAGGUUUGGAUCCAGCAAGAAAGAAUGAAAGGCAGGACCUGAUACUUGAUACCAUUUUUUAUUUUUUGAAGCACUUUCUUUCUCUUCCCGAUUCAGUCAGUGGCAAUCACAGCUGGUAACCUUCAGUCAUUUAUUCAAUUUAACCAAUAAGUACAUUUGCCUUAGAAAACUGCUAGACAAGCUUGGAAUGAAAUGUGCAAUCUCGCUACUCCAGCAAUAGCUAAUUAUCAAAGCACCAGCAGCAGCUCCUUCUGUAGUUGUCGCAAUAGAAACUGAAAGGUGUGGCGUCGCUCCACGACAGAAGGCCUCAUGGAGCUUUGACUAAACGAAAGCUAACUUGUAGAAGCAGCAGCAGUCUUCCUCAUCUGUUGGAUGAUUAUUCACACAUUCAUUUUAUCCCUAAUGUGUUUCCGAUGUUUGUCAUAAUGAUUAUGUUCUGUAUCGUAGACUCGCUGGAGUGUGCAUGCAGUCGUUGAGUGGCACUAAAGACGGGGAUGUGUGUGUUUGCGCUGUGUGUGUAAGCGUGCGUGCGCGCUAUCCAAAGCAAAUGCCUUUUUCCGAUAUUAGCACCGGAGCUCUCGAAUUUGUCGCCACCGGCCUAAUCGAUGCAUCCAAGCUAGCUUUGUAAAAAGAGCUUUUGAAUUGAACAACUGCAAUAAUAACGUUUAUUUCGAUGCCCUCCUGAUAUUUUUUUCACGGUUGUGGAUAGUGUGCAGAAAGAGUGACAUCUCCAUGUGGAAAAUGCCAAAAUCUUGAGGUGCUUUUCCUGUUUGAAAACGCUGCAAAGAACUUCUUCGAGCUUGCAGCCAUUUUUAACCUGGAACUGUUACAAGCUAACUACUUAAGUAAUUAGUCAUUGUUAGUCAGAGAGAGCGGAGUCAAUGGGGGUGGGAAAUUUGAAAACGAGCCAGCACGUAGGUAAGGCUGAGACCGCAAUUAACCAUCUCCACCCCCUUUUUUUUUUUUUUUUUUAGAGGCCAGAAGUUGUCGGAGUGUACAAAAACUCUUUGUGUUGUUCGAUUGUAUUUACGGCCUUGAAUGCACAAGUAUUACGUAACUCUACCUGCUGUUUAGUAAGUAGACUGCAAAUGUAGUAAACAGUAUUUAGCCUUACAAGAUGAUAUUGUUUAGUCUUCAUAUGUUGUUGUUUACAGCAUAUUUAUUGAUUGCAUGAAUACCAAUAUUAUGCCCAUAUUAUGCCUUAUUUAUUCAUUUCAUAUUUAUAUUUUCUGUCUGACAAUUUGAGGUGGAGAUUGUCCAAAUGCAGUGAAAAGAUCGUUGUAUAUAUAAGGAACAGUGUUUGGAUCCGUUUUCCUGUAUUUAUAUUGUAAAAACCUUUUUAUAUGGCAUAAAAAUGUUUUUAUUACCGAUUCGCAAGCUCAUCUGUAAAUAUUUUUUGCAUGUCCAUGCGGCGUCCAUGCGGUAAAGGCUUAGUAUGCAAAAGAAUUGAAAGGUGGGUCUUUUGAUACAAAAGAAAGUGUCUAUUUUCACAUUAAACAAAAAGUGCAUUGAGCAUGUGAAUUUCUCUGUUUUGUGCAAGAAUGGAAGCAAAGUAGGUCAUCACUUCUUUAUUUCAAACUUAAGACAUUUCACUUUAGGUACAUACAAUGUUUUUUUCUUUUCUAGAAAUGGAGGAAAGAGUUUGCAGGCUUUGCUCCGAGCCACACGGCACCCAUGUGAACUAGCACAAACCACACUCUGGGUAACGUGGAGCCUCGCGAGACAUACUAAGCCGCUUCCUCUUUUUUUUUUUUUUUUUGACUUCCGGAGAGAGGCCGCACUGUCCCCGAAGC